This is a messenger RNA of Trifolium pratense (red clover), 447 nucleotides long. RefSeq names its product glycine-rich cell wall structural protein-like. Bases 24 to 347 code for a protein of 107 amino acids. The record is from RefSeq and is a predicted model, not a curated record. The transcript is spliced from 2 exons. Lineage: Eukaryota; Viridiplantae; Streptophyta; Magnoliopsida; Fabales; Fabaceae.
UAGAAAUACAAUAUAGUUUCAUAAUGAGCUAUAAGAAAAUGAAUUCCAAAGGGGUCUUUUUUCUAGCUAUGUUAUUGGCUUUCAUGGUUCUCAUUUCUGCUGAGAAAUCUGACAAAAAAGAUGAUAAAGCAAAUGGGAUAGAUGAAAACAAAUUUGGCUAUUAUGGAGGUUGGGGUUACGGCGGUCCAUGGCGUGGAGGUUGGAGAUACGGUGGUCCAUGGCGUGGCGGCUAUGGUUGGGGAGGUCCAUGGCGUGGUGGUGGUUGGGGCGGUGGUUAUGGUGGAUGGGGUGGUGGUUGGCCAAAGGGACACAAUGAUGCUAAUAUUAAUGCUGAACCUGAAAAUUAAGCCAAGAAGUUGAGCGAAGAGUGGGCUCAUGUUAUUAUAUGUAUGUAUAUGUAUCACAAUAAAUAAAACAUCAUGUGUGGUGUGGUGUAGUGUAGUUAGA